Molecule: messenger RNA, 2124 nt
Organism: Micromonas commoda
Lineage: Eukaryota; Viridiplantae; Chlorophyta; Mamiellophyceae; Mamiellales; Mamiellaceae
Exons: 1
Coding region: 1-2124 (707 amino acids)
Biological process (GO): cell surface receptor signaling pathway
Source: RefSeq, a predicted model, not a curated record
AUGGGCUGCGGCGCGAGCAAGGCUACGUCUACCGCGGACGCCCCCGCGGAGCCCCCGCGCGGCGGCAAGAAGGCCUCCGACUCCGGCAAUAACAUAGCCCCCAAGGGACAGACGACAACACAUUCGGGGGCUGACACGGAUGCCCCCAAAAAGAAGCCGUCCAAGCUGGACGAGGCCGACGGCAUCGGCGCCAACUUCGACGCCGCCGCUGCCGUCACCGUCGCAGCGGGCACCGCCACGCUCGUGGCGGGCACCGUGAGCUCGGACGCCAGAGGAGCCCUGAGCUCGGCAGCGUCCACCGCGGGCUUGGGAUUGUUGGCAUUCGCGAAAGAGCUGCCGUGGGUCGCGCCGAUAGCCUUCCUGAUCGCGGGCGUCGUCACCGCGUCCGCCGAGGUUCACACCCUAAAGGCUGACGCGCAGGUGUUCUGCAAGAACGUCCAGAGCUGCGAGGCCAUCCUGAACCAGGUCGCCGCCAAGGGAUACCUGGGCCACGUGCGCGAAUCGGUGGAAGCCCUGCAGCAGACCCUGGAGGAUGGCCUCGCGUUCUGCCAACGGCUCAAGCUCCAGUACUUCAUCACGCAGCUCAUCAUGAGCGGACGGGACACCGUCAAGUUUCGGGAAAUAUCCAACAGCAUGCACAGGCAGGUGUCCGUCAUCGCCGCCGCGGCGUCCAUCGACGUCCAGGCGCAAAUCAGAGACGACUUUGCGCAGGGGGAGAAACUGAGGGAGAAGAUCGAAUCGUUGGGCGGGUUCGGCGAGGUGGCGAGCGACCCGACGAAGAUGACCGUCGCUCGCGAGUUUCUGAAAGCCUCCGACGAGCUGUUGCUGUCGUCGGUGGAGAACGUGCGCGACGCGGUGAAGGCCGAGGCUGAGAAGAACCGCGCGGCGAUGGAGGCGAUGGAGCGAAGGGCUUCGGAGCGGAUGGACACUUUACGGGCGCAGUCGGAGGCGCAGGCCAAGGUGCUGCAGGACCAGGUGGCGCAGCUCACGAGCAUGAUGGCCGCGGUGCUGGGACAGCGGACGGGCGCGGCGGCGGAGACAACGGGGGUGACGCUGGAUUUUGGGAGGGAGGACGGAGGCUUGGGCGGCGGCGGCCCGACCGCGUCAUCCCCUCCGGAGCCAGAGUCGUCCCCUCCGGAGCCAGAGUCAUCCCCUCCGGAGCCAGAGUCGUCCCUUCCGGAGCCGCACCCGGAAACGCCGGAGCAGGAGCGGGAAACGCCGGAUCCCGCGCCCGAGCCUCGACCCCGCGUCGCGACGCGGGACGAGGCCGACGCCGUCGCCGACUCCGUCUACUCCGGCGCCAACGUCCGCGACAUCAUGUCCAAGAUGGACCUGUACGAAGACGAGGCUGAGCGCCGUCGCGUGGUCUCCGACUCUGCUCUCGAGUACGAGGAAAUCGGGGACCUGGUCGAUAACGACGACCUGCACCUCCUGACUGACGCGUGCGCCAAAGAACUUGGCGUGACCGACUCGUUCAUCGGCAUAAUCGACUCGAAGCGCCAGACCUACGUCUCCCACUCCAAGUUUGACGUGAACACCGGCGAGGCCAGAGCCCACGGCGACGGCCUGUACUGCGCCAACGUCGGCACCGUGUGCAAGCACGUGGUGAAACGGGGGGACGCGAUGCAGACCAACGGUCCGACCCACGCGUCGAUGGCGGGUAUGCCGAACUUCACCGACCCGGAGUACGAAGCGAUCUGCGCCGUCGACCACGCCCAGGGCGCGAUCCUGGGCGACACGUUUGCGCAGUUCGCCGAGUACGUCGACGCGAAUUCUGAUAAACCCGACGACGCCAAGAUCGAAACGGAGUACGACCGGAGGGGCGAAGCGCACCCGCACGGCGCGGAAAAGGUCCCAACCGUGGGUGGCAUGCGCUCGUUGGCCGAUACCUUCCUCGGUUACGAUCACAUUCACUACACCGGAGUACCGAUCAAACUGCAAGGUCAGACGGUGGCCACCUUCUGCGCAAUCGAUCGAGAACGGGAGAGGCACGACGUGGACGUCGAGAAGGUUAGACUAUACGCGGCGAGGGCGCAGGCGAUGCUGGAGAAGCGCGCCGCGGAGAAAAAGCUGGCGAGGCUGGGAGUGCCGGCGGUCCCACCGACGGUGGCGGCCGUCGCGUGA